AGCGAGUUCCAGGCUAGCCCAGAGCUGGCAUAAUGAGAAACCCCAUCUUGACCACCUUCCAGAAGAAAGCAGAUGUACAAGGAACCUGGAUGGAGGAGAAAUAUAAGGCCAGAUCCAGUAAAACUUCAGUCACCAGGAGUGUUCUGGACAAGUUGGAAGAGUCUGCUGAAAUCCAAACUAGUUUUACAAUGAACUUUAGAGUGUUACUGAUUUACUAUAAGCUGAACAGUUGGCUGCACCUGGAAUCCUGACAGCUUCCACAAAGAUCUCUUUGCCAUGUCCAACUACGUUUGGUUUGAAGGAAUACCUCUUCCUAAUUUAAAUAUUAAAAAAAGAAGACUUGAAGAAAUUUGUCAUAAGUUUGUGAUCGGAGAUGAAGACAUAAUCAUAGAGACUUAUCCUAAAUCAGGAACUCACUGGCUGAUUGAGAUUGUCUGUUUGAUUCAGACCAAGGGGAAUCCAGAAUGGGUCCAAUCUGUGCCCAUCUGGGAGCGCUCACCCUGGAUAGAAUCUGAAAAAGGAUAUCAAGCAUUAAUCAAUAAGGAAGGACCUCAUGUGAUCAGCUCCCACCUUCCCUUCCAUAUUUUCCCCAAGUCAUUCUUCAAUUCGAAAGCCAAGAUGAUAUAUGCCAUCAGAAAUCCCAGAGAUAUUCUUGUGUCUGGUUAUUUUUACUGGAGUAAGACAAAAUUUUCCAAGAAUCCAGAUUCACUGGCAACUUAUUUUGAAUGGUUCCUCAACGGAUAUGUGGCAUAUGGAUCAUGGUUUGAGCACACUUGUGGCUGGCUGUCCAUGAAAGAAAGGGAAAACUUCCUGCUGCUGAGCUAUGAAGACAUGAGAAAGGAUACAAGGAGAACCAUAGAGAAGAUCUGUGACUUCCUGGGAAAGAAGUUAGAGCCAGAUGAACUUGAAAUGGUCCUAAAGUACAGCUCCUUCCAAGCCAUGAAAGAAAAUAAAAUGUCCAAUUAUAGUCUCGUGACAGAAAAUUUUUUCCUCAUGAUUUUGUCUUCAUGA
This is a messenger RNA of Mesocricetus auratus (golden hamster), 1011 nucleotides long. RefSeq names its product alcohol sulfotransferase A-like. Gene Ontology annotation, cellular component: cytoplasm. Gene Ontology annotation, molecular function: sulfotransferase activity. Gene Ontology annotation, biological process: sulfation. NCBI's taxonomy places the organism in Eukaryota, Metazoa, Chordata, Mammalia, Rodentia, Cricetidae. The transcript is spliced from 6 exons. The coding region runs from base 277 to 1011 and encodes 244 amino acids. The record is from RefSeq and is a predicted model, not a curated record.